AUGACCCACGGCUUAUCACUAUCUCCACCGGUUGCAUCGCUUAUACAGUCAUGCGUUAGCUCAGCGCAGGCGAUUUUGAAGACGCUCCGUGCCUUGGCAGAUGAAGAUCUCAUCGAGGCAUUUUUGCCUUUUCAGAUUGAGUAUGCCUCGUCGUCAGCGUUCCUCCUCCACCUAAUCCCUAUAAUCUGCCCAUCUCUUCUUUCAGAUGAUUCAUGGCGUGAUGAUGCUCGCUAUGUAUUUGACACUCUGAUUGCGAAAGGAAGUCUCAUUGCUCCUUUGCGUAAAGUAGAGCUUGAGCAGUUGGAGCAAAAGUUAUCUGCUCUGACGCCGGCUAGUAAUAUCGCAACACCGGAAGUACCAAACCAGAGAGAAGAUCAUGUCGACGUCCAAGAAGAGCAAAACGGAGAACCUGACUUACAGGAACAUGUCUCGGAUGAGACAGGAUGGGACCUCUUUGCGGCUAAUGCCAUGGCGGGGUUGACGCCUGGGGAGUUGCUAGAUCUGGCAGAACAGCUCGAUGUAGAUAGUUUUCUGUAUCAGCCCGAGAUGUAA
This is a messenger RNA of Fusarium musae, 552 nucleotides long. RefSeq lists its product as uncharacterized. The record is from RefSeq and is a predicted model, not a curated record. NCBI's taxonomy places the organism in Eukaryota, Fungi, Ascomycota, Sordariomycetes, Hypocreales, Nectriaceae. The transcript has 2 exons. Bases 1 to 552 code for a protein of 183 amino acids.